AUUGUUCAUGCAUUUUCAUACCAAAUGCAUUUCGUUCCCGUUCUUUCCUUCUCGAUCUUCUGGAAUACAUUCUAUGUCUGACCGUUCUAUACUACUUAUGUGUAUAUAAUUAACCCACACCACAAUUCUUCCUUCACUCACAGGAACUUUACUAACGAAUGAAACUUUGAAGAAAACUGGGUUUAAAAUAAUCAAUCUACUAAAAACGGUUUUCGCGAAUUAUAUGAAUAAGUUAGGUGGUUGAGUGGAAUCGAGAAGUUUUAAGUUUACGUUUUGUGCUAGUUUUCAGACUACAGCAAAGCUUUUCUGUGAUCAUAAAGGUACUGAUAUUCAUCAUAUGCUUUAGAUCUACAUCACAUAGUGUAACAAUCGGGAAAGUGAAUAUCAUGGUAUUUUGGACCACUGUCUAGAACCACUGGAUAUACUACGCUGUCUAGUAUGGCAGUAAAAAACGACAUUGAUUAUAAGACCAAAUAUAAAUACUUAUAUAAAGGGCACUGAUGUUCACUGAAACUCAGUCAGUCAGUCAGUCAGCUACAACGUAGGACCAGGCACAUAUACUCAUCGGUCCAGGUUGCCAUACCUUAUUAGCACAACAAGAUGAACAGCGGAUUCAUAGGAGUGGUUAGGUCAAAGGUGGUAAUAUAUAGGAGAAAGAUUGCAAUAAGGAUAUAGUAUAGGAAGAAAGAAUUAGUUCGUAGAAAGAAAGAUAUGAAGUGAUUUUAAUCUCUUAGUUUAAGGGAAGACAGGGAGUGUAUACACCGACGCCAUUGUGAUCGAUUCUGAGCCAUGUCACCAAGAGUCUCCAACCAUUGGUUACGAUAGUCACGCGGACCCCAACCAAGUAGUCUGCAUCUACCAACAUGGCUCAGACUAGAAGUUAGUGUCUUCAAGCACUGAUGCAACGUUUUGGUUUGGCCGGCCCUAACUGUCUUCCAACCAUCCCCAACACUCGUCAGCAUUGCACGUUGUGGUAAUCGGUGUUCAGGCAUACGUAAUACGUGGCCCAACCAUCUCAGUCGAUGAAGAUUCAUAACCUCAUCAACUGAUUUACCACCAUUUCCUAAUACCCUGCGUCUAACCUCACUAUUACUUACCUGGUGAUCCCAGCAGAUGCCAGCAAUAUUUCUAAGGCAUCUGUGGUCAAAUACUAGUAGCUUACGGGUGUCUUCUACUCUUAAGGGCCAUGUUUCGCUGCCGUAAAUUAAAACAGAACGAACUGCCGCGCAGUAUACUCGUCCUUUUAUUGAUAGACGGAUAUCUCGCCUCCGCCAAAGGUGACGUAAGUUGGCAAAAGCCAAACGAGCUUUUCGAAUCCGUGCUGAGAUUUCGUCGAACAUCAACCCAUUAGGGCUGAUCAGACUUCCAAGAUAAGUGAAGUUGUCAACGCGUUCGACCACUUCACUCCCUAUCCUUAGUUCAGGUGUUGAAGGAGGCCAGUCCUGAAGCAACAACUUGCAUUUAGAGGGAGAGAAGCGCAUCCCAAACAUUCUGGCAUUGUUGCUUAGUGCUACCAGAAGACUCUGCAUUUUCUCAGCAUCGUCACCAAACAGGACUAUAUCAUCUGCGUAUUCUAAGUCGAUAAGUGGACCUCCUGGAUGGAGAUCAAUACCCGAGAAUUCAGUAGACGAGAAAGUUAUUUCUAUCAGUAGAUCUAUGAUGAAGUUAAACAAAAAUGGAGAAAGUGGACAGCCUUGACGGACACCACUUGAGGUUGCAAAAGUAGAUGAUAGUUCGCCAUAAGCUCUGACUCGACUAUUAGUGUUCGAGUAAAGAGCCUUUACAAGGUUUAUGUACUUCUGGGUUACGCCUUUCAAUGGCAGACACUGCCACAGAUUCUUGCGGUCUACCGAGUCAAAUGCUGCUUUUAAGUCGAGAAAGACCACCAUUGUCGGACGCCGAUAAGUAUGCCUGUGUUCUAGAAUCUGACGAAUGGUGAAUAUGUGGUCGAUGCAGCCACGACCAGGUCUGAAUCCAGCUUGAGUCUCUCGUGUUUGCAGUUCACGAGUCUUAGUUAGGCGUCUGAUAAUUAUCGAGGCUAGUAUUUUAGAUAUUAUAUUAGUUAAACUAAUCCCUCUGUGGUUGUCACAGGAUGAUUUUGACCCUUUCUUAUAUAUUGGGACGAUAAGUGAUUGCGACCAGUCAGAUGGAAUAACGUCUAACUCCCAGAUCUUAGCUAAAAUAUUAGUCAACCUAAUCGCUAAAAUUGGACCACCAUCCUUAAAGACCUCUGGAGCCAGUCCAUCUGGACCAGCUGCACUUCCUCGUUUCAGAUUAACUAUAGAUUUUGAACUUCUACUAGAGUUGGGGGACCUACUUCAAUGUUCCAUUCACACUGUCUGGGAAUGGAGGGUAGUUGCAGAGUAGCUGAAGGCCAGCUGAACUGUUCUCUAAAGUGUUCCGCCCAUCGUUCUAAACGUCUGGACUGGGAGCAGAUGAGAGUAUCAUCUUUUUCCGAAAUAAUCUCACUUACACUUGACUUAUGAAUUCCAGUUUCUUUUAUAAGUCUGUAAAGCUGUCUUGUGUUCCUUAUAGUCGCCGCCUUUUCCAUCUCUUUUGCUUUCGUUACCCACCACUGCUCACGGUCGUUCCUUAGACUUUUGGUUAACCUAGAUCUGAUUUGUUGUCGCUCUUCAUCAUGUUCGGAACCUGAUGGGACGAGUUUGCGAGAAUCCAUCAGUGUGAUAGACUUUGAAGAAAUCCACUGGUUCUUUGAAACUCUGUUGUUUAAGUCGCUUAUAGAUGUCACUGCUGCUUCCACAGCUGCUUGUAUAUCUUUCCAAGCAACAUUUGGGUCAUCCUCGUCUUCAGAACUACCUAAGUGUGACCUCAGUUGUUCCUGGAACCUACUUUUGGUUUUCUCGUUACUCAACUCAGUUCUAACGGGUCUUUUUAAUGUGGUUUUUUUGCGUCCAGUGAGGCGCAAACAGAUGCGUGCCCAUAUUAGGGCGUGAUCGGAGUCCAAGCAGGUACUCCAGAAUGAGCGACAAUCUUCUACCGACCCUCUCCAACGAUGACUGAUGGCAAUAUGGUCUAUUUGAGUCCAUCGUUGGUUUGGUGUAGGGGGUCGCCAUGUUUGACGUUGUCUCUCCUUAUGCUUAAAAUUUGUAUUUGCUAAAAAUAAACGAUUGUCUGAGCAUAGAUGCAGCAGACGAUCACCAUUAUCUGUUCGCUGUGUCGGAAUACUAAAAUAUCCACCUAAAUGCCUUUCUGUUUGGUUUAAACUGCCUAUCUGAGCAUUAAAGUCACCUGCUACGAGUACUAUGUCCGAACGUUUAGCUUUCUGAAGAAGUUCGAAGAGCUUUCUGUAAAAUUCAUCUUUCAUUUCAUCUGAGCUGCAGUCGGUGGGAGCGUAGGCAGAAACGACAAAAAGGCAACGACGUGUGUCCCUAUCCUUCCGAGUUCUUACGUAGCCGUUUAGCCGAACAGCACAUAGACGACUGUUGACGGGGAUCCACUCUAACAGUGCUUGUUCCUCCCUCAUGCUUAGUGCUAUGCCUACACCUGCCAGUCCACGAGAGCUGGCCGUCGGGUCACCAGACACACGGAGGGUGUGUCUCGUUUCCUCUCCGUUUUGUCGAGGUGAGGUCAAGGGAAUGACCACACUGGGAUCCUGUAUGUGUGUUUCGGAGACACAGCAUACACCAAUGGUACGAGAUUCUAGGGUUCUAGCGAAGGAAGCCUGUUGACCGAUUCGGCAUAUGGUGAGUACGUUGAAGGCUUCAAUGUGUAGUUUUGCAGUGAGGUUUCAGUAGACCUGGGACAGUGUUUUGAGCACUAGAAUUGUUGGCUAUGGUGACACUUGAGGAGGAAGCCGAAAAAGGAAGUUUAGAGUGGAGAGUCUAUGUAGGAGGAAUAAUAGGAAUUGAAGAGGAAGGUUGAUUAUGAAUACAGUGGUCUUGGGUGCUGUUAGAGGUAUGAGGGCGGUUAUCACUUCCCGGUUGCCCACAAGGGGGGGAGGGUUCUUCUGAAUGUACCUGAAAAGGAAAUCGGAUUAGAGGCCGUCUCAGUGAUCUGAGAGCGUGACCACAGUGCACAAGGGACAACUGUUUGAGGCCGGUCGCGCACUGCUUUUUCGUGGGAGGUUUUUGACGUGUUAGCUGCAUUCUUCAAAGGGCCUUACCGCCGGAGACGGAUAUCCGUGGGAGAAGGCGAGGUGUGCAUUUUUAGUGUCAACCUUUUCAACCCCCACCCCUCCUUGUGGGAAGGCAGCAUCGCUAUCAUGCUGGUUGUCUGAAGGAAACACCCUACUGCUGUCACACCUCUGUACAGUCAGCAGUACGACUUCGCCUUCGGACCUUGGGUUUGUCGCUUUUAGUCUUACCGCUCUUCAACCGACCUGUCUGACAUGGUAGGACCUUGAGGAACGGUUGUUCCAGCCAGUAUAGCUCGGUUGCUUCAUCACGAUAGGCAAGCCCGACCACCACGUCAAGGUAGCAACAACUAAAAAGAAUGUUAUAACGAAUGAAUUCUUACUUAAGAUCUUUGUUUAGAUGUAUAUUCCUUUUAAAACAUCAAUCAGUGGGUUAAAAACAGUGUUUCUUUUUUAAGUUUUACGUCUUGGAAUCGUUAAGAAUUAAGAGAGAAUAUGUACUAAUAUGAAACUUUUUAAAGUGUUAUAAGAUUUAAAAAAGAAGAUAACUGUUCAGUGUUUCAAUCCUUUCUGCAUUUACUUUGUUUGAAUUGAUUUAUGAGAUGGUGUAGUCAAAAAUUCCACUUAUUCAUUCGUCUAAAAUCAAUAACUAUUAAUUAAAUUGUUAUGAUUGUCAAAAUUUAAUUGUAAUUGUUUAAAUAAAUUACAAUUUCAU
Messenger RNA from Schistosoma bovis, 4808 nucleotides. NCBI's taxonomy places the organism in Eukaryota, Metazoa, Platyhelminthes, Trematoda, Strigeidida, Schistosomatidae. The record is from the annotation of a GenBank genome assembly.